AAUUAAGCAAAAUUAAAAGUUUAUCAAGGGACAAACCAGUACCAGCAUCAGCUUUUAAUUUCUUGCUUUAGGAAGAAGGAGGAGGAAAAGAAAAGAGAAGUUUUGAACAAUCCAGUGAAAAUGAAGAAAAUCAAAGCCUUGCUGCAGAACAGUUUGGAUAAAAAGGAGAGGAAGAGGAAGAAGGAGAAGAAGAAGAAGCACAAGAAGCACCGGCGGCGCAGCUCCAGCAGCGACAGCUCCAGCUCUGAGGAGGAGAAAACCAGAAAUAAGUCACAGAAAAGAGUGGAGAAUUCCUCCUGGAAGGCUGCUCCUUCCAAAAUCCCGGGAUACGGCUUACAGGUGAGGGAUCCCGAGGUGAGCUGGCGCUCCCGGAGCUCCCCGUGGCAGGAACGGCCGCGGCCGCGCUCGCGGAGCUCAUCCCGCUCUCCCCAGAGCCGAUCCAGCAGGAGGAACCCUGCCAGGAGCUCACCCUGCAGGAACAGCAAACAGCACAGCAGCCGGGAGGAGAAGGGCAGAGCCAGGAGUCCUUCCCCCAAAAAGAGCUUCAGGCGCCAGCAGCCCUCAGGCUACACCAGAAAGAUCUCUCCUGAGGAACUGGAGCGAAAACGGCAGGAAAUGAUGGAAAAUGCCAAGUGGAGGGAGGAGGAGAGAGCCAACAACCUCAGGAAGCACCGCAAGGAGGAGGAGCUGGAGCGGGAGCUGGAGAAACUCGACGCCAGGGAUGGGAAAUUCUUCCACCGUUUGAAGCUGGAGAGCGCCUCCACCUCCAGCCUGGAGGAUCGGGUCAAGCGCAACAUCCACUCCCUGCAGAGGACUCCUGCCGCCUUGGAAAAGAACUUUAUGCAGAGGUGAAAGCUCUGUGAGCUCAGUGGACAUUUGUUCCCAGAGGUGAGAGCUCUCCAGGAACCAUCCCAGCUCCCGGAGCCGAGCCCUCGCAGCCUUCAGGACUUGGGAGGGGCUCUGGGUUUGAGCCUUUGUGUUCCACUUGUGCUGCCAGAGCUUCUCCUCCUUCCUCUCCCCACCCCGACCGGCCUCACUUUUCUACCUUAUUCACUGCUUCCCCAAGGAAUUCUGCUUUUGUUAAUCCUUAAAAUGCAGAGCAGAGCCGAUCCACAGCCGGGCUAAUUCCGUGGGGUUUGGCACCGUUGGCAUCCACACCUCGCCGUGUGGCCUUUGGUGGCUCACUGAUUAAUUUCAUUGAUUUUUGACCCAAAAGAAGCCGUUUCUGAGGCAGAAAAAAGGGAGUGAGCAGAGCGUAGCUGGCACAGCAAAUAUUUCUCUGGGAUUUUUGUAAUGUAAGUAAUGUGUAUAUGUACAGCAGUGUAGAUUUAUUUUGCCUUUUGGAUUAAGAAAUUUCACUGUCGUUUGUUAAA
Messenger RNA from Parus major (Great Tit), 1373 nucleotides. It is a transcript of the gene CWC25, whose product is annotated as CWC25 spliceosome associated protein homolog. The coding region runs from base 121 to 852 and encodes 243 amino acids. The transcript is spliced from 7 exons. Gene Ontology annotation, cellular component: U2-type spliceosomal complex. The record is from RefSeq and is a predicted model, not a curated record. Gene Ontology annotation, biological process: mRNA splicing, via spliceosome. Lineage: Eukaryota; Metazoa; Chordata; Aves; Passeriformes; Paridae.